AUGAGCACUUAUCCCGUCUACUAUGAGAUCGGUGACGAGGUGGUGCCCGCACCCGCCAUCUCCAAGGCAUACCGCAUCUGGACAAUCGCGCUCGGCGUGCUCUGUGCCGCUGCAGCCUUCCCGUACGGCAUCUUCGUUCUUACUGUCAGUUCGUCCACGAAUAUCACCAAUAUCACCUUGUUCUACAAACCCUAUAACGGAUCAACUUUUGACCCCCCCAAGGUAUACUUCACCGUCUUCUUCUACCAAAACAAGGACAAGAAGUGGUUGGCGCAGAUGACCCAGAAGGUUCACAACGUCCCCCGGCCUACCACAGUUCUCACCGUGGACACUACACCGCUGUCACGGACCCCGACGAUCACAACCAGCCCCGUCGUCAUGGCUCUCAAAAAGGACACUUGGCCCGAAGACUUCAAGGCUCAGAAGAUCCUCGCGUCCGCCGACGUCAAGCUGAAGAACGCCGUGUAG
Vanrija pseudolonga is the source of this 468-nucleotide messenger RNA. RefSeq lists its product as uncharacterized. NCBI's taxonomy places the organism in Eukaryota, Fungi, Basidiomycota, Tremellomycetes, Trichosporonales, Trichosporonaceae. The coding region runs from base 1 to 468 and encodes 155 amino acids. The record is from RefSeq and is a predicted model, not a curated record. The transcript has 4 exons.